Molecule: messenger RNA, 975 nt
Organism: Talaromyces proteolyticus
Lineage: Eukaryota; Fungi; Ascomycota; Eurotiomycetes; Eurotiales; Trichocomaceae
Exons: 4
Coding region: 303-812 (169 amino acids)
Source: RefSeq, a predicted model, not a curated record
GGUUAAAUUGCCGCGGUCGAUCCAGGACAUCCUAGUAGUCCCUGUAUGCGGCCUUAAAGUUGAGCCGUAGCAAAUAACCCAUCACUUAACCCAAUGCACAUCCACAUUUUUCUGAUUGGACAAUUUUGACAGUACUAACCUGCAGAACAUAUGACAAUUGCAUAAAGUUUCCAGGCUUGAAGUAGGUAAACCCGAGGUAUCUUUCGGGAAUUAUUUUACACUGUGGAUUGAAUGAUUAAUUGAUAUUUCCCUCGUACCCGUCAACUUGACGGGUGCACAUUUAGCAAUUGGUCGACAUAGAAAUGGAAUAUUCCGUUGCACCAUUUGGAUACGUUUUCGACAAACAUUAUGUUAAACCCGGAGAUAACGAAGAGGAGCGCGUACAGCGCACAAGACAUUCCAAUGCCGGUAGAGUUGAUACGAAAACCCCCAGAUAUAUCUAUUGGAACCCCUCAAGUCCAUCGGCCUCGUGUAUAGGAGAUAUCAAAGAAGGAAUCACAUCCAGUGAAGCAGACCUCGUUUCAAAAAUUAAUCAACACCCUCGAGGCGUUGAUGAUAGAUUUUCCAACACACACUAUAAAUCUCCACCGCAUCAUCCGAAAGAAUCCGAUCUAAUGAACAACUUUUUCUGGUGUUGGGGCUGGGUCUUAACAGAUCCAAUCAGUUCAGCUUCAUUACGUGACAACAGAAUUGAGGGUAGAGUUUACAAGGGGCUACCGGAGGAAACUCAACAGAAUCUUGACUUCAUGCCUUUUUUAAGUUGCGGAGGUCCACGGAACACACAAAUAAAGAAGACUCCUAGGAAAUCUUAGUAUCGAAUUCGCAAUCAGGUCGCACACUAGGUAUGGAAAUUAUCAGUUUACUUAUUAUCGGUCUGCGAAUGUUGGUCUGUAAGGUAUAACACGAAUAUCAACGCUUAACAAGGAUUGUAAAGCUAUAUAGAGUAUGAUCUUGCUUUUGGAAUCUAAACUAUGC